AUGGCGCGAGGACGCGAUGACCGGGCCACACGACACCGUGACGACGGCGAAUAUCUCGACGAGCGAGAACGGAGACAUCGCCGACACAAGUCCCGCGAGCACCACGACAACGAACCCACAGCUUCCACACGAGAACGCAGAGAGCGCCGACGGGCGGAUGAGGCGAGGAGGCAAGCAGAGCUGGACAUUGAAGAUUUGAGGGCGCGCAGAGAAUCUUACUACUCACGCAACGAGGCCGAGCGGAGGCGCGACCGAGACAGUCGCAUGGAGAAGGAGAGCAGCAGACGGGCAGCUCCUGUCAAGGAAAAGUCACGCAGCAGUCGCGAAAAGGACGUGCGACGGGACAGCACGCGGAAGCCCAAGAGGCGAGAAGUGAUACCUGAUGAUGAGGACGACUUCGUCUUUGGCCGCCCCAAGUCCAUGGGCCAUGUCGAAGAAGUCACUGUGCGACGAUCGUCGGCGCGCAAGAGAAGCGAGGAAGGCAAUUCUUCUAGCAGGACUGCCUACACUCCGCAUUCUGGCUCUGGAUCUGCGUCAGUCCGCAGGGUCGAAGUCCCGCCGUUGACCAGGAAUUCUUCUACACGCGAGCCAAAAGCACAUACACGUGAUGCGCCUGUUAGAGAGGCCAGACCCUCUGGUACACGGCAGCGGAGCAACACUGUCAAGUCGCCACCCCCUACGCCGCUUACCAGGACGCAGUCGGUCAAGGAUGCUGCCCGUAAGAGUACUGGGGGCAUCUUAUCAAGCUUGUUCUCCAAGCCUACUCCCAUCUCACGUUCGUCUUCCCGUAGGGACCGGGAUGAGGAGAAGAGGGUCGACUGUCUCGUGUGCAUGAACGAUGACCUUCCUCUCAGCAAGACUGUCAAGCUUGCAUGUGGUCACCGCAUGUGCUACGGAUGCCUCAAACGCCAAUUCACCCUCUCGGUCAAGGAUCCUGCCCACAUGCCACCCCGAUGCUGCACCUCAGAGCACAUCCCGUUGAAGUAUGCCGACCGACUCUUCGAUGACAAGUUCAAGGUCCAAUGGAACAAAAAGUUCCAAGAGUACACAACCGCCAACCGCCUGUACUGUCCCUCGAAAGGAUGCGGCCAGUGGAUCAAGCCUUCAAAGAUCAAGAUGGACCCAACGUACGGCCGCAAGUACGCACGCUGCAGCUCAUGCAACACCAAGGUGUGCGUACUCUGCAACAGUAAAUUCCACACGAAGCGCGAAUGCCCCAAGGACGAGGAGACCAACCGUCUAGUCGAGAUGGCCAAGGAGAAGGGUUGGCAACGCCGCUGCACAGCACAAUUCUGCAUGGUCUGCGCCGCUCCCUGGAAAACCUGCAACUGCCCAUGGUUCAACUAUCAACACAUUCCCGACGACGACCGCCUAAACGACAUGCGCGUUCCCUACCCCCAACAAGCUCGCUACGCCGACGUAGAAGUCAUCGAAAUCCCGGAACAACCUUCUCCUCCCCUGGCCCGACGCCCCAGCGUCCGCACCCACAACCGCAGUGAACGCGACCUCCCCCGUCCCGAGUCCCGCAGGCUAUCUGCUCACCUUCGCAACUCGCUCCACCUCAACCCCACGCCGACCGUUUCUUCCGUCCGCCGCGAUGGACCGGAGGCCGCAGUAUACGGCGUUGGUAACGCGGCUGCCCACCACAUGAACGACUCGUACGCUAUCCGCACCCCCGUGUCUGCUGUCCGCACCGCAACCCGCACCUCGACACCCCGCGGAUCCUUUUUCAGCAGUAGCACACGCCGCCCUGCGCCUGCUCCCGCUCCCGUUCCUGUAGCCCGUCCCGUUCGACCUGCUCCCCCUCAGCAGGUCGUCACCUCUUCUACCAUGGCUGGUCUAUCCCGCGACGGCCGCAAAGUCGGGCAGAACCGUGUGGGCACUUGGCUCACUCAUGUCCAAAUCGAUCCUGAAGCUACCAACACAGCGGCACAGGAUGUCGAGGUGGAUGACUGGAGGUGCGAUGGUACUAUGAUUGGUAUCGACUAG
Alternaria alternata is the source of this 1989-nucleotide messenger RNA. RefSeq lists its product as hypothetical. Gene Ontology annotation, molecular function: zinc ion binding. The record is from RefSeq and is a predicted model, not a curated record. The transcript has 4 exons. The coding region runs from base 1 to 1989 and encodes 662 amino acids. Lineage: Eukaryota; Fungi; Ascomycota; Dothideomycetes; Pleosporales; Pleosporaceae.